Aegilops tauschii subsp. strangulata is the source of this 1735-nucleotide messenger RNA. RefSeq lists its product as uncharacterized. The record is from RefSeq and is a predicted model, not a curated record. NCBI's taxonomy places the organism in Eukaryota, Viridiplantae, Streptophyta, Magnoliopsida, Poales, Poaceae.
GGCACGGAGGUGGCGCCGCCCUGGAAGCCGCAGCAAAGUCAGGCGAGCACCGCGUGCACGUCCUAUCACCCGUCCCCUGCGAGCGAUACUCUCCCCGUCCCCCAUCCGCAGCUGGAGAAGAAGAUGGCGACGGCGACAACCCUCGCCGGCAACUCAGCCCGCGCGCCCGUCGUCCCCAGCACUGGCGAUCGAGCCACGGAGGUGGCGCCGCAGCAAAGUCAGGCGAGCACCAAAUGUACUUCCUAUCACCCGUCCCCGGCGAGCCAUACUGUCCCCGUCCCCCAUCCGCAGCUGGAGAAGAAGAUGGCGACGGCGGCAACCCUCGCCGGCAACUCAGCGCGCGCGCCCGUCGUCCCCAGCACUGGCGAUCGAGCAUCAAGCAGCACGGAGAGGCAGGAUGCAGUUUCGACAGCUAAAGAUCACAAAAGGCCCAAGCGCAAACGAAGCUCUGACAGAAAACCCUGGAUCCGAUGUCUGCCAGAUGACCUGGUCGAGAAGAUGCUAGUUCAUCACACGAUGCAGACUGAUCUGAAUAACAUCAUGGCAUCAUCCUUCUUCUUUUUGAGAGUGGCACUCUUGCCCUGUCCCUGCCAUAAUCUUGGAGGACGGCCUCGACUCGUCGCUACUUUGGUGCAGACUAAGAGAGGCUUGCUUAAAGUCGCUGCUCCAGACGGGCCACGCUUAAGAUGGCUGGAGCCCGCGGCCAACAUGCUUAACAAGUUCCUUCAUCUCGUGUUCCACUCACGUGGAUGGGUAAGAGCGGUCGACUGUCGAGCAGGGACAAUUGCCGUUAUCAGAGACACACAAGGAAGGGUUGUUGAGCUCCUCAGACCGUUCCAGGGUCAGAAGAUUACCACACUACCUGAGGCUCCUUGCCACAAUGCGGAUGAACUACUCACUGGUGGGCUGGUUCCAGGGGAGGCUGGCGCAUUCAAGUUCUUCCUUCUGUUCAGAGGCAUAGGACAGAUGGAGCAGCUGUCUCUGAAGACAUUCAGUUCUGUUACAGGACUGUGGGAGGUGCAGCAGAUGGGCUCCGCAUUUAUGCUAUCCACAACAUUGGCACCCAGGGCUGUGUUUGCAUCAGGGAGGCAUUAUAUCCUUGAUCAUCAGAAUAUGAAGCUAUUAGUUGUGGACAUCGAGAGCCAUAGGACAGAUACCAUUGCGCUCCCUGCAAACCAGGUCCAGAACAUACUGUGCGAUGAUAACAAUACACUUGCUGUCUCUAGAGGGGGGGAGCUCUACUGGGUUGUGCUGGAUGGAUUCUUCAUCAAGUUCUUGGUGUUGAGUGGUUCCGAGUGGGUCCCAAGAUGGAAGAGGAUGAUACCGGACCAUGUCCCUAGCAACACUCGUCCAGUCCAGCUUGGUGGGCAUGCUGCGAGCAGUGGGGUCGUUCUUAUGAGGUGCUCCCGCCAGGUUUUCGCCAUCGACGUCGAGGACGGCGGUCUGGUAAAGUUCAAGGACUGCCCGGAUAAUAGCGACACUUUUUUCUCAUUCGAGGUGAUUCGUCAUGUCAUUGCCGACCACGUGCGUCGGAUGUAAAACUCUGCUUUUGGGCUCAACUUCAGUUACUGUGUUGUCACCUCUGAAGCAACACAAUUUUGUAGGAGUAGUAGUAUGUUGCUGAUUCGCAUGUAACUCUGCUCUCGCUGAAAUUCAGCUACAGUGGUUCCAACGAAUUGUGUAUAUUGCAGUAUGUAGUGUACUUGCUUGCAAUCUACUAGUGCCUGAAUCGUAA